Molecule: messenger RNA, 756 nt
Organism: Penicillium mononematosum
Lineage: Eukaryota; Fungi; Ascomycota; Eurotiomycetes; Eurotiales; Aspergillaceae
Exons: 2
Coding region: 1-756 (251 amino acids)
Source: RefSeq, a predicted model, not a curated record
AUGUCAAUUAAUUCUUCCCUCGGCCCCCGCUCCGAUAACUACUCUUCUCGCACCCCCGUCAUUAUCAUUGGUGCAAUAGCUGGCAGCCUCAUCUUCCUAGCAAUGGCUGGAAGCUUACUAUAUCUCUUUUCUCGCAAAGAACGGGCUAGAAGAAGAAACGCUCAACAAUCCGAUGAUUUCUCCCCUCUCGAACCGCCACCAGCCUAUAAAACAGACGAACUAGGCACGUCCAGAGGUCUCCGCUCCCAACCCCGGCCCUUGUCCUCCUUCGCGCCGGACUACAGUCGCCAGGCCCAGCACGCGCAACAGUACCAACAGCAGCUCUCUCGCCCUUCAUACGAUCAACCCCCAGCAUACCCCACACUGCCAACAUAUGAUCCAUCACGAUACCAACCUACCCGGCCAGCGUCCAUGGCGGGCGAUAUUAACGCCCACACCUAUACGUAUAACCCCACCAAUCAUGCCCAUCCACAUCCUGGUCCCUCUUCCCGCCUGAGUGCAGUCCACUACAGUGAUGCUAGACUAGCCACGUCCAGACCUGUGUCAAUGGUCGGUCAUGGCCCUCCAAUUGGUCCCGUAGCUGCUCCAACUAGGUCGAGGCAUCAGACCGCUAUGCCACCUCCGCCGGAGCAGAAUAGCAGACAGGAACGCAGGGAUAGGAGGGAGAGGAGUGUAUCUGAGCCAAUGCCGUCGGGCCAGGCCGCCCCGAAACGACCUAAACCCGUCUUGUCGCGGCUGAUCACCAAUUUCCGUUGA